GUCAUAAGACCAACUGUUGCCCACCCGACCGAAAAGGUAUCAACAAUCAACAUAAGUUAUUUCAUUAGAAAAAGUAUGAUCAGAAUUUUUCUGGGAAGCUCAUUGUACCGUAUUAGUAUUACAUAUUUGUGGGUCGGACUCGAAUCUUCAAGAAAUCGGCACCAAGUCGCUCCGACAGUCCGACUCCCAGUCCUCUAUGCAGAACGGUCAAUUAACACAGGUCAACACUUACGAACGUAUAACAGUCCUUUGCUCUGCGAGUGAUGGCCCGCAGACUCGGUUCCCGCCUUUCCCUUCUCCCAUCUCUUUGCAAAGUCUCAAAAUCCCAUUUUCAACCUUCAUCUUCUCCAAGAUUAAAGACUAUCUAUGAUUCAGCUGGAAGCGGUUCAAAAUAUCGCAUUAAUUUUGGGUUUUGCCCAAAUUUUCAAGGAUCACGAUCAUAUGCUCGUGGACGCAAACAUUAUGCUCUUUUUGGCAAUGAAAAGCCAGGUGAUGAGGAAUUCCGAAAAGCUUGGAAGAAAGAGAUGGAAGAAGAUACUAGCCUAUGGACAGGAAGUGAAGAUGAAAACAAUGAUGAAAAAGAUCCCAAAAGUCGUCUUGAAGAGGAAAUUCGGAGAGUGAGACAACAGGCAAAAGAACACUCUGACCUAAUUGAUGCUGAUGACAGUGAUGAAUUAAGAAGUGUGUGGUCUGGGAGUGAUGAGGAGAAAACGCUUUGGACUGGUAGUGAAGGCGAUGAUGAUAAUGAUAUUCCCACAGAAGCCCACCCAAAUGAAAGUAGUGACAAGUAUAUAGAUAAAUUGUUUGAGUUUGAAGAAAUGCCUAAAUAUCGAACACUUUCUGAAGUAUUGAAAGCUGAAGAUGGACUGGAAGAGUUGUCUCCAGGAAAGCAAGCUAGGAAAAUUGCAGUUGAGAAUGCCUUGAAAAAAUUGAAGAAAGGGCCAGAUGGGCGUUACACCAAUGUUUGGGAGGUCAUGAGUGAUUUAGACAUUCUCAUUGGAGCGUUUGAAAAUAUUGUUUCGGGACCAGAGUAUGCGGAGCUUAGACAGGGAGGGCCGAAGAAAUUGAAUAUGCAGUUUUUCAAGGACAUUCAAGCACGAAUGAGAGAUCCAAAUUAUAAGUUCUCACCUGAGUUAAAGCUGAAGCCGAAGAAUAAAUUAGUUUCAAGAAAGAAGUGGCAGAAGGCACAAUCUAGACGGAGGAAAGCACAGAAGCGUUAAGCUGUAAUUGUUUCCUUUCGGCAAGUUGAUGUUCAUCAUCGCUGUAGGUGGAUAGCUGUCGGGGUACCCCUGCCCAUUGGUCAUCAUCAUCGAAGAUGGAUAGUCGUACACGUAAGUCUUAAACCCUGUAGAAAUAUCCUGAUACCCACGGCCAAAUUCAUGACCUCCUAAGCCAACAAAGCCAGCACCAUUGUGAUGAAAACCUGCAAGGCUGCUUACUGGUGACAUGCUGUUUUCCACUUCAUCGUGAUUGCCAAUUGUGACUCCAUCCUCACCCAGGCCUACAUUUUGCAUUGCUGCUAUCAAAUUUUGAUCGAAUUCACCAUCUAUCAUUGCCUCAGUUUCCCUCCUCUGAUUAAAAUUCCAGUCAGAUGCCGACUCAACAUCUUCUCUGCCUAAGAAGUUGGGGAGGAGGUGAUGAUCUUUGUAGGGAUUUAGACCAUUAGUCAGAUAUUGAGUUUGGUUCUGGUUAUUGUCAUCAUCGGUUAAUUUGGCUUGUAUCUUUUGGGAACUUGGAAACCAAAGCACUGCAUGUUUACCAGAUCUGACCAGCUUAUUGAUCAAUGCAGCAGGAUCCGCACUACCUGUUACGGUGA
Carya illinoinensis is the source of this 1816-nucleotide messenger RNA. RefSeq lists its product as uncharacterized. The record is from RefSeq and is a predicted model, not a curated record. The transcript is spliced from 4 exons. NCBI's taxonomy places the organism in Eukaryota, Viridiplantae, Streptophyta, Magnoliopsida, Fagales, Juglandaceae. Bases 264 to 1220 code for a protein of 318 amino acids.